AUGGAAGCAGAGGAAGACCCUCCACCAAUACACAAGCACUCCGUCUACGCAAUCGGCGUCCAGGAUGACUUUCAUCAAGAUGAUGACCUCGUCGGACCAUUGGAAGCGAUCAAGGCCCGCGAGCGAAUGGCGAGAAGAAUGGACUCCAUCAUCCCGGUCAUGGGCCGGGAAGGAGCAAACAUCCAGCUGAACCUCUACCGCGGACGCACCAUGGCCGUCUUUACAUCUGGAGGCGAUUCUCAAGGAAUGAACGCCGCCGUCCGAUCAGUCGUCCGAAUGGGCAUCUAUCUCGGUUGUAAGGUCUACUUCAUCCGUGAAGGCUAUCAAGGAAUGGUCGAUGGUGAUGAGUAUAUUGUGGAAGCUUCGUGGAAUGCCGUGUCAGACAUCAUCCAGAAAGGUGGUACUAUCAUCGGCUCAGCGCGAUGCGCUGAUUUCCGAGAGAAGGAAGGCCGAAAGAAGGCUGCUCGCAACCUGAUUUCUCGCGGUAUCACGAAUCUCGUCUGCAUCGGCGGUGAUGGUUCGUUGACUGGAGCAAACACCUUCCGAAAAGAUUGGCCCGGGUUGAUCGCCGAGCUCGUGAAGGAUGGAACUAUCACCCAAGCGCUCGCCGACGAGCACCCGAACAUCCAGAUUGUCGGCUUGGUCGGCUCGAUCGACAACGAUUUCUGCGGCACUGACAUGACGAUCGGAACAGACACGGCUCUGCAGCGUAUCAUUGAAGCUGUCGACUCUGUGGUCAGCACAGCACAAUCUCACCAGAGGGCAUUCGUCGUUGAGGUAAUGGGCCGACAUUGCGGAUACCUGGCCCUGGUGGCUGCUCUUGCUUCGGAGGCCGAUUUCUGCUUCAUCCCGGAAUGGCCGCCGCCAUCCAACUGGCGCGACAUCCUCUGCGACAAGCUGCAGCAAAUGCGCAGCGAGGGACAACGUUUGAACAUCAUCAUUGUCGCUGAAGGCGCGAUCGAUCGUGACGGAAAUCCGAUCACCGCCGAUUUGGUGAAGGACGUCAUCAAAGAGAAGCUGAAGUACGACACACGAGUUACCGUGCUUGGGCACGUGCAACGAGGAGGCUCGCCAUCAGCGUUCGAUCGUAUCCUUGGCUGCAGAAUGGGUGCUGAGGCAGUGCUCGCCCUGAUGGAGAUGACGGCAGAUUCUGAACCUUGCGUCAUAUCGAUCGACGGAAAUUCGAUGGUCCGUGUCCCCCUGAUGCAAUGCGUUGAGAGGACCCAAGCCGUCCAGAAGGCCAUGCACGAAAAGGACUGGGAGACGGCCGUCAAGUUGAGGGGUCGCUCCUUCCAGCGAAAUCUGGAGACCUACCGGCUGCUGACCAAAUUGCACCAGGAACGCGAGAACCUCAGCGGCGGUCACAACUUCAACGUGGCCGUGAUGAACGUUGGAGCUCCGGCUGGAGGUAUGAACGCGGCGGUUCGCUCGUUUGUGAGAAUUUCCCUCUACCAUCAUUGCACGGCGUUCGGGAUCAACGACUCGUUCGAGGGGCUCGCAAAGGGUGAUCUAACGCAAUUGAAAUGGGACAGCGUGACAAACUGGGUGAUGCACGGCGGCUCGUUCCUCGGAACCCAAAAACAGCUGCCCAACGAGGACAACAUGGAAAAGAUUGCCGCGACCCUCAAGAAGUUCAACAUCCACGCCCUGUUGCUGAUCGGAGGUUUUGAGGCUUAUCACUCGACGAUCAUCCUCUCGCAGCACCGUCACAAAUACCCAGAGCUCCAGAUUCCAAUGUGCGUCGUCCCGUGCACCAUUUCGAACAAUGUGCCAGGAACUGUAUUGUCGCUUGGCUCCGACACGGCGGUCAAUGAAAUUUGCCAACAAAUCGACAAGAUCAAGCAGUCAGCUACCGGAACGAAGCGACGUGUGUUUAUCAUAGAGACAAUGGGUGGCUACUGUGGCUAUUUGGCGACGGUAUCUGCCAUCGGCUCCGGUGCCGACAACGCCUACAUUUUCGAAGAAAAAUUCACCGUUGAAGACAUCAUCGAGGACGUUCGGGUGAUUACGCAAAAGAUGGAGAUCGGCGUCCAGCGGUACCUGAUCGUGCGCAACGAGUGUGCGAACAAGAAUUACACAACCGAGUUUGUUGAGCAACUAUUUGCGGAGGAGAGUGGAAAUCGGUUCUCCACCCGAAUCAACGUCCUCGGCCACGCUCAACAGGGUGGCAGCCCAACGCCGUUUGAUCGAAAUAUGGGCACGAAAAUGGGAGCUCGAGCAGCAGAAUUCCUGAUCACCAGCAUGAAACAACACUGGAAAGACGGGAAGAUGAUCGCCAAUAACCCGGAAUCGGCAGCGUUGCUUGGCCUGAACGGACGUCGCGUUGUCUUCUCCCCGGUUGCUGAACUUGCCAAGGAGACCGACUUCACCCAUCGGCUCCCAAAUACCCAGUGGUGGUUGAAAUUGCGCCCGUUGCUGCGUAUCUUGGCCAAGCACGCCGACACCUACAUGACCGAGGCCUACGUCGAUUCCGACGAUGACGCCGGUAUU
Molecule: messenger RNA, 2490 nt
Organism: Mesorhabditis spiculigera
Lineage: Eukaryota; Metazoa; Nematoda; Chromadorea; Rhabditida; Rhabditidae
Source: the annotation of a GenBank genome assembly